AUGACCAACAUAGCGUCGGUAAAUGUUGAGGAUGGGGUUGUCGAGCAUCUUGGUUACGAUCAGUCAUAUCGUAGGGUGCUCAGAAGUGUGGGUAGCAUUGCGUUGGUCCUGGCUCUCGCGAGUCCGAUGGCGGCUAUCCUGAUCAACUCGUUCUACCAGAUCAUAUAUGGUGGACAUUGGGGCUUGACAUGGGGUUGGGUGAUUGCUUGCGUGUUUCUUUUCCCACAAGCUCUGACUGUUGCAGAGUUGUGCUCUUCAAUGCCUACGAAUGGCGCUUUUUACUGGUACACUGCAGCUCUUGCUCCCCCACGCUUCUCCAAGCCAUUAUCCUUCAUAGCUGGAUGGAUCACAACAUUGUCUCUCUUUACAAGCCUUGCCAGUUUUGCCUUUGCUUGCGCUUCAUCCUAUGCAGUCCUCAUUCCAGUAAUGGUACCAACAUGGACUCCGACAAACCCGCAAAUGCUAGCUAUGGCUUUAGCCAUCCUCGCCUUGUGGGCACUCCUCAACAUGUUACGUUUUGAGAAAAUAGCUAUGGUCAUGGUCGCAAUCAGUGGAGUCGUUCUCGCCACCACCGCUAUCUUCAUUGUAGCCUUGCCAGCCUCACAAGCCGCCCAGAACAUCUCUUUUGCGAGCGGAUAUACUGCCCUCCUAAAGUACGAGAACUUCUCAGAAUGGAGCCGAGCUGUGGCUGUACCUUUCACCUUCUUCACUGCUUUUUGGUCUGUCACUGGCUGGCAAUCGCCAUGCUAUGUAGUAGAAGGAAUACAGAAUGCACGAACCACUGCACCAAGAGCGAUUAUAAUCUCGUUCUCAGCUAUGGCUACUAUGGGUACGAUAGUAUGUCUUAUUUGUUCAUUCUGCCUUACGGAUAUUGAGGCUGCGGCAACCGAUCCAUCCGGGUUUCCAUUAUUCACUCUCAUUUUAAACCUGUGGGGUGUGAAGCUCGGUUUUACUUUCCUCAUCAUCAUAGUAUCCACUACAAUCUUCGGCGGCUCAUCCCUCCUCUUCUCUAGCGCAUGCCAGAUCGCCGCCUUCGCGCGAGAUGGGGGACUUCCUUACCCCCACCUCUUCAGUUACGUGCAUCCCGGGACCAGUAUGCCCCUCUACUCAACACUUCUACUCGUCAUUGGCACCGUGCUUGCGCUGCUUUUUAGCUUGUCCCCUGUUGCGGGUCCCAUCAUAUACUCCCUUGCGGUCAUCAUGAAUGUCCUUGUCUAUCUCCUACCCAUAGGACUACGACUUGUCGCACCUAAAGAGCGCUACACUCCGGGGCCGUGGAACCUUGGCCGGAUGAGUUGGCCGGUCGCGUUCUGUGGGUUUGUGACUGGCUGCUGGCUGAUCGUGAUGGAAACGUUUCCUACGACCCCGAAUUGGACUGUAGCCUCCUUUAAUUACAAUUGGGUUGUCUCGUUGGCGACUAUGGGAAUAGCCGCCUUGCUCUGGGUCUGCAUUGGGGGAAACUAUAAGGGCAUCAAUCUGGAGGCUCUGAGGGGGAUGCAGUUGAACAUUGAUACAGAGGGUGUGAAAUAA
This is a messenger RNA of Aaosphaeria arxii CBS 175.79, 1530 nucleotides long. Its product is annotated as amino acid transporter. The record is from RefSeq and is a predicted model, not a curated record. Gene Ontology annotation, cellular component: membrane. Gene Ontology annotation, molecular function: transmembrane transporter activity. Gene Ontology annotation, biological process: transmembrane transport. The coding region runs from base 1 to 1530 and encodes 509 amino acids. The transcript has 5 exons. Lineage: Eukaryota; Fungi; Ascomycota; Dothideomycetes; Pleosporales.